AACAAUUCUAGGUUUUUUCGCCUCUGGCAGGCGUACGAUCUCCAUGGGUUUAGAAGGCGAUUUAUCGCCGUUUUCGCGAUCCAGAUCAAUUAAAAGAUUCACAUUGUUUCAGGCGAUUUUAGACAUAGGAUCUAUGGCUGAGUAGAACUAGUAUGUCUUUCUAAAUUGAAAUUUUUUUAUAUAGGGGUACGGUACAACCCGACCACUGAAUGAUUUGUAUUGCUGACGAUUGCUGUAGCUGUUGUCGGAGAGGUCCUACUGUUUCUAAAUGAAUGAGCUUGAUGACUGACUUUGUUAUCUUUCCUCUCUAGAACUACUAGGUAAUACAUAUGUUUGCUCGCUGCUGUCUCCACAGUCGAUAGAGAUGCCUUCUUUGUGAACCCUAUGCGAGAAAGGGGGGAGACGAGGUUGACCUGGUGGUUGAAUCGUUACUAGUGCGGGAACACCAGCAACGUCAACAAGCAUGGUGUGCGUGAAUAGUCCGCCGUCUGGCGGAGGUUUGCUUCGGCGCGGUUCCUGGUUAGGGCGCGGGAGUGCUGGCGGUUCACCAUCUAAGAUCCUGGAGAGGUUGCAGAAAGAACAACCCGCUGAGGAGAAGACAGCAGCUUUGCUCACAUUGGCAUUCGACUUACACCAGGUACCAGAUGAUCAAACUUCUGGCGGCUCAUCGUCGUCACAUGUGCUUAAAAUGGUGCAGCCACGAGGCAGCUCGUUGGAUCUAGGAAGUCAUCUGCAAAGCGGUGGAGCAGGUAUGUCGAGUAUGUCCGGCGCAUCUGGUUCGACAACAGGAGGGGCUUUUUCAGCCUUUCUAGGAAGUGCAGGUAGCUCAUUUGAUGGAGGUGUAGUUACCAACACCGGCGGUUCGAACAGGAAAGGGUCUAGUUCAGCUACAGGCAUGUCAUGGUCCAUGCUGGACGAAAUCAGCGACCGUCGGACGCCUUCUUUUUCCUCCUCUGGUGCUUUCGGUGCUCUCACUAAACUUCUGCAGUUUCUCUCGAGGUGUAAGAAAGACAAUGCUCAGCGAUUGGAGUUGCAACGAGCGAGAGGCGGCGAUGUUUUCGUGGCUAUAGCGGCUGACCGUUUUGUUUCGCUGUUGCAUGAGGUGGCUUUUUUUCAGCGGAUAGGAAACUUCGAGAAAAACUUCUUCUCAGCACUGCCAGACAAACUGUGUGCGCGAUCGGACAGUACUAUUGAAACUAGAUUGUGAUGCUUGUUGAGAGUUUGCAGGUCCGACAUUUCAAUGGGGAUGAUUCAGAGUAAGUAUAAUCGUCUUUCACCACCCUUCUAAGUAUUCCAUUUCGAAAAAUCAGAUCUCAUAGCCGAGCCUGACGCUGUCAUGGGCCUCAGAUGGGACGUUGUCGAAUGCAUCCUCAACCUCGUAUUUGCUGUCCCGAUGAACCCUGAAGUGUCGCAAGUCCGCGAAGCCGCAGUCAGAGACUUUUUGCCAUGUUUGUGCGCUAAAGUUCGCAGGUGUUGUGACAUGCUACUAGCUGGGCACAAGUCUGGAUCCUCCGGGAAUAGAACUAGAGCCGAUCAUGGAGGUGCAGGGGGACAUAAAGUUAGGCUGAGGAAGAACAAUAGGGUGGAAUGUUGUACGUAGCUUUCAGUAGUACUUGGCUGUAACUACCUCAGAAAAUGAGCAUCACGAUGGAAAAACGUAAUGAUUUAAUUAGGAGUGCGGCGCAUUGAUCGUCUCAAUAAUUGAAGACUCAAUUAUUUGAACCAAGGACGUCGUGAUCAUGGAUGAUUUGAGGAUGCGUUGUUUUCUGCCUCUAACAUCCGCGGUGACAAAGUUAGCAGAGCAUUAGAGGACGCAAGCGAUCGCGUGCUUCGGAUGCUACGGGUAGUACGCCUUUUCCCGACCCUCGAGCUCGACGAUGCUCCGAAAGAGCGUGUUCGCAUUCUAGCAAGAGAGCUGUGGCCAUCAUUGCGAGACGUUUUAGGCCAAAAGAUAGAAGAAGGAAGAGCACAGCUAGCGUGUCCUGGUGGGCUUAGCAAGAGAAGACUAGAGCGGAAAGAAAGUAGCGGCCCAGAUGUUGAUCUGAGCAAUUAUUCUGGAAUCGCGAUGGGAGACGCAUCCUCCAUGAACCCUAGUAGUGCGACUCCUUGUUUUGGGGGAGUAGCGUUUGGUGGAGGAGAUCAGAUGAACAACAAUUCAUCAGGUCAACUACAACAGUUGACGCCGACAAAUAGUACUCCAGGAUUUUCACCGUCAAGUAGUAGUUCAAGCGGCGGUGCGGGAUCGUCGCUGUCUCAGAGGCUGAAGCGAGCAGGGACGCAAACGCAGAAGUUAUUUCUUUUAGUGGAGCAUCGAUGCGGGUGUAGGUUGUGGGACGUGGUAACCGAAGUGUUGCAGCUCGGUUUGACUGCGUUGCCACCCUCCACGGAGCGAAGGGCUCUCGCGGUGGAUUUUGUGAGUCUGUGUCAGGUACCCUUGAGACUCCACGUGGCUGAGUCGGAUGCGCUGGAGCAAGAAGUUUACAGAGACUUUGCGCGUGGUGCUGGCUACGGAGGUACUAACAGAGGAGGUGCUCAACUACAUGGUUCGAAACUUCUGUAUGGCGGAGCCAACACUGAUGUUGGGGUUGGACAUGGAGAUCCUACUAAGAGAGGCCGUCCGUUGAGGCGUAAUCAAAAGGUCGUUCUCAGUCCCGAACGUUCCAACUUACGAGACAGCUAUGUUGGUGCGUGCUAUUGGCGUCACGGCAACGCAUCGUUGAUGCGGGCUCUCGGUUUUUUAGACUAUGGUGGAUUAACAUAUGGUGGUUUGGUCGCAGAUAGCUGCUUAGCUGCGGAAGAAGACGAAGAGGGGAGUUUUGGUGGGAAUGAAGGAGCUUCGUUUAAUCAUUUUGAGGGUACUACUUCUGGCAGUUUGUCGUCGUCAUCCUCUUCGCAACCGAGGCCUGAGUGUCUAUCGGAUUUCGUUUCCGGUGACGCAUUACGUGAAUUCGUAGGAAGCUCCAGUCCCACGGAUGAAACCGAUGACCGUCUGUUCGAUCUUUUAGGAAUAGUGCGGGCUCCAGUGGUUAACAAGAUGAAAAGUAGUAGUAGUUCGUCUAGUGUUGCUACUACUCUAGGCGCUGCAGCGUCAUCUUACCCUCCUGCCACGCCAGCAGCAGCAGCUGCGCCAGAAACGCCAAGAAGAGGGGGAAACCGUGGCACAGUGUCGCAAUCUGAAGACGGGAUUCUAGGACACGGCGAAGCAGUGACACCAGCGAGGCAAGCAGGCAAAAGUAGUACGCCUUUUGCGGUGCGAGCUGUGACCAGUAAUUGGACACCUAUAAAAGGAGGCAAUGUUUUUAAGGCUCACAAUAUUUUUUCCCUUUCGCAGAGUCUCUGUCUCAGUUUCCUGCUUCCAUUCUGAGACAACUAUGAACGUACUAGAAGAUAGUGAACUAUUAUGUUGAGCGCUAAAAACAGUGCUGAUGCGGGAGAUGGUAUUGGAGGGAGAGGAGGUGCUUCUCGCAGUUCCCAAGCAUUUGCGUCUCGUAUCAUGGGUCGUUCAUCUCUUACGUCUGCCUCGCUGUCACGACCAGGAGGCGGCGCCAGCUUACAAGCUCUGCGCAGUCAACUCGUAGCCGGACGCACACCGGCACGGCCACAGCAGAACAAAAACGCUCCAUCGAGUAGGUUAGGUCGCGUCUAUCAACAUCUCCUACCCAGUUCAGAAUUUGUGGAGCUGUUGCGUCAAUGUUGUUUGAUUCUAGCAGAUGUUGCGCAGAGCGUCACAGAUAGCCUCGAUAGCGCAGAUGCAGCUUUUAGUAAUGCUAGGAUACGCAUUUGUCCUGCACCCACUGGAACAACAACUUCCGUAGAAUCCCCACUAGAUCCUUCAACAUCCGCGUCGAAUCUGGCCUCCAUAUCUGGAGUGUGUCGUCAACCAGUGCAUCGACAAAGCUGUAAUAGACGGUCUUCUAUUGGCGGCGGUAGUGCUGUUGCUGUUGCAGGUGGGAAUCUAGCAGCAAUGGAUGGAACAAGUAGUAGUACAACAACAAUAGGUGGGUACUCGUCCUCAAUCUCAACAUCAAAUGACGUAGACCCGGUUGCUGUGUUGAAGAGAGAAUUGUUCGGAGGAGGUGACUCAUCUGGUGGAUGUACUACCCCUAUUUUUGGCACACCGUCGCCUUGCCUGAACAAAAACUCCUUAGCACUACUAGGGUCGUUGCUGGACAUAUUACGUGCGGACGACGCUAUUGCUAAAUUUCAUGCGGAGUGGAACCCACGGCUGUCGGGAUCUGCAUUACUGUCGGGACCAGCAGUGUCACAGCCGGUUGUGGCUGUCUUGGAAGCAUUAGCGGCUGCAGCGAGCACGAGUGAGGAUUGCGAUGCAUUGAUGCGUACGUGUGGUGUUGUGCCUGGGGUCUUAGGAAAAUGCAUAAGAUCAGGAGAUUCUUCUGCGAUCGCUGCGGUUUUGUCGCGAAUAGCCGUGGCGCCUGCGGGUGCAGCUGGUUUUUUUGCAGAUACGAGACGCUUAGACACUCACGGCUAUUUGUUUUGCACAAAUACGGAGGGGAACGGAUCUUCACCUAAUAGCAGUAGUAGCAAAAUAGGAGCAGCAGGAGUCGCCGGGUCUUCGAUGAUCCACAGCAGUGUGCCUGGAGUCGAUCAGUCAGAUUACUUGUUGCAGAUAAUGACAGCAGGUCGUAACGAGCAGUUUGGUGGAGCAGUGAGUAGUACAGGAGGUGGUAAUUAUCCUGGAAUAGGAAGUUGUAGUUCAUUUUUUGGUGCGAACCAGCUGUAUCCAACGGAAAACAUGGAUGAAACCGCAGCCAUGCCGCCACCCCCACCUCGUGCCGCAAUCUUGCGUAGUCUGUCAACGUCGUCUACCAGAAAUCAACAUGGUACUCGGAAUUCUGUUGGUGCUGGUUCUUCACUGAGUCUUGGUGUAUCUACCACUUCCUCUUUCGGAGGAUCUCCCUUGGUAUGCUGGGCAGACUGGUUACUCACUUUAUCGAGUGAUAGCUAUUCUCCGACGAUAGGGGUACUUCUUCAAGCAGUAGCGAAUCCAGUACAACGCGAUCCUUUUCGAUUCGAUACGUGGAUUGCAGAUAGCGGAUUUGUAGCAAGACUCACGGGAUGGAUCAAGUACUACUCUGGAAUCUCCUAUGUUUUGUCUCGUCUUGCUCUUCUUUUUAGAAGGUACAAGAGGACUGGAUCACCUCACAACUGCUUGACCACGUAGUAAGAUGAGGGCACAUGGCAUGACAUAAACCCAGUCGUGUUUGGUGGUGUUGAGAGACCCCUAAUUAUGAAGUUGAAGGAGAGACACUGCCUAUGAAGUUGAAGUUGAGGAUUCUCGACGAUGUGUAGAGUCAUGAUGCUUGUAACUUAUCGAUCACGUCAGCCCCGUUUCUACACACUUCAGGUCUCAGCGAUUAACCCUGCAACUGCAAGGCGACGUUGGCGAUCGAUGGCGCAACUUGUAUUGGAUGCUAGCCAGUGCCUCCGCUUGUCUCGAAGUUUCUACUGAUCAUCCUGCUUUGCUUACUGAGCUCCAGUGUCUCCUUGCUCGCCUCUCCCGACCUCAAGGUAAAAAGAAGACCCUUCGUCGCCAGCAUGCGAUAUUAGUCUCUACUGGCGCGUCUAGCUGUUCUGAACAUGACCCAAAUAAUCCGGGGACAGCUUCUAGGUGGUUGGCGAAAGCCCAAACACUAGGUCAUAUGCAAAGACGGGAGCAUGAAAUGUCAUUGAACGACGACAUGACUCGGAGUAGUAGACUUAUGGGUAGUGCCAACCCACCUCUUACACCAUCUUUUAGCCAAUUCCCUCCUGGAACAAGCUAAAAGGUGUUCUAAAAGAUGGGUUGUCCGUACCUCUAAUAGACCCUUAGCAGGUCUAGCAGGUCGUGAUCGUCGCGUGGAUUUGACCAGUGGGCCAGGAAGUGAACUGUGGUCAAACGCCUCAGUGUCAUCGACGAGUAGUGAUGUGGGGUCGGAGGGGAGUACAACUGCGGGAGCAAAUAGCCUGAUGACCGUGGAGCAAGGAAAUAGUGCCAUGAAUGGUGCGGGAGGUGCAGUAUCUGACAUCACAGGAGUGCCUCAAUCUGCCGACCAAGGUACUGUCACAUCUAUGCUAGAGCAGCUCGUGCGAAAAUACGCACCAGAGGAGGGUGCCGGGUAUCGCCCGAAAAUGGCUCGAGCGAUUAGCUGUAGGCCGACGCCUUAUAUGUAA
Amoebophrya sp. A25 is the source of this 6171-nucleotide messenger RNA. The record is from the annotation of a GenBank genome assembly. NCBI's taxonomy places the organism in Eukaryota, Dinophyceae, Syndiniales, Amoebophryaceae.